Acipenser ruthenus (sterlet) is the source of this 1025-nucleotide messenger RNA. RefSeq names its product ATP synthase subunit C lysine N-methyltransferase-like. The transcript has 7 exons. Gene Ontology annotation, molecular function: protein-lysine N-methyltransferase activity. Gene Ontology annotation, biological process: regulation of mitochondrial ATP synthesis coupled proton transport; positive regulation of proton-transporting ATP synthase activity, rotational mechanism; peptidyl-lysine trimethylation. Gene Ontology annotation, cellular component: mitochondrion. NCBI's taxonomy places the organism in Eukaryota, Metazoa, Chordata, Actinopteri, Acipenseriformes, Acipenseridae. The coding region runs from base 79 to 759 and encodes 226 amino acids. The record is from RefSeq and is a predicted model, not a curated record.
CGGCGGGUCAGACAGAGAUUUGAGUCGGACAAAGCUCAGUUUUGGUAGACUGACAGUGAACCAACUUUGUGGAGUAUUAUGGAGGAUGGUAUAGAGAUGCUUCUUCUGGACGAGCCCACAAGGUUUUUACUGAGUCAUGAGCCAAAUCCCCGCUUGAACAUGUUAAUAGGUGGAACACUUACUAGUGUCUAUGGAUUAUGGGCAAUGUUUGCAUUACCUGGAUUCCGGAAAGUGCCAUUUAAGUUAAAGGUACCAUUUGUACCUUCAAGUAAGGUACAGACACGGAAUGUAAUGAAACUUCUGGAGGGACGCAAAGGAAGGCUGGCUGAUCUUGGAUCUGGGGAUGGAAGGCUGGUCAUUAAUGCCGCGUCCAUGGGGUUUCAAAGUACAGGCUUUGAGAUAAACUCUGUUCUCUUAGCCUAUGCCAGAAUUCAAGCGAGGUGGAAGAGAAUUCCAUCUAGUGAGGCCAACUUUGUAAACAAGGACUUCUGGAGGACAGAUCUGUCAAGAUACAAUAAUGUGACAGCUUUUCUAUCGCCAAGUACGAUGGAACCUCUGGAGGUAAAGCUAGUGUCAGAGCUACCAGACGAUGCCAGAGUGAUUGUGUGUCGCUUCCCUUUCCCUCACUGGAAACCCACAAGCUCUGAAGGCACAGGGCUGGAUCAGGUUUGGGCAUAUGAUGUACAGAGUGUCCGGAAUCGCCCUACACAAAAUGGCUGUUCAGUAGAGAUGGGGAACCCAAUGGUAACAUUUUCAUAAUGUCUGUGAGUUAUGACACUAGUCGCCUGGAAACUAGCUGGAGAUGAGUUGUAAGCACCAAAAGCUCCCAGGGAAGAAGCAUCGGAUGUGUCCUGCGACAAGUACUUUUGAGCUGUGGUUGAUUGGUAGGUAUUGUUUUCCAUGCUGGUCCUUGAACUGUGGAACACACUGGGAAUCCAUCUAAAAUUGCGUUUCCAAAGGAAAAAGGCCAGGCUGCAAAUUAGCAGUAUUGAAACAAUUAUGGGUACAUAGACUGCUAUCAAAUU